Molecule: messenger RNA, 2444 nt
Organism: Carassius carassius (crucian carp)
Lineage: Eukaryota; Metazoa; Chordata; Actinopteri; Cypriniformes; Cyprinidae
Exons: 2
Coding region: 99-1979 (626 amino acids)
Biological process (GO): DNA integration
Molecular function (GO): nucleic acid binding
Source: RefSeq, a predicted model, not a curated record
UCUUGUACCGGAGACGCCAAGUGGGAUCUCAGACCUUUUAUCAGCUUGUGCUCCCAGCUGAACUGCGUGACACAGUUUUGACCAGCCUACACGAUCAUAUGGGUCAUAUGGGGGUUGAUCGUACACUGGAUCUUGUAAGGACCAGAUUCUUUUGGCCAAAGAUGGCUCUGGAUGUCGAGAGAAAAGUCAAAACAUGUGGCAGGUGCGUACGGAGGAAGGCGCUGCCUGAGAGAGCUGCACCUUUAGUAAACAUUAACACCACCAGACCCCUUGAGCUCCUCUGUAUGGACUUCCUCUCCCUUGAACCUGACAAAAGUGGGACCAAAGACAUACUGGUGAUUACAGAUCACUUUACUAAGUUUGCGGUUGCCAUACCAACACCUAACCAAAAGGCCCGCACAGUGGCAAAGUGUCUGUGGGAGAACUUUAUGGUGCACUAUGGAAUGCCAGAAAAGUUACACAGUGAUCAGGGACGUGAUUUCGAGUCCCGCACAAUAAAAGAGCUCUGUCGAGUGGCCGGCAUACACAAAGUAAGAACAACCCCAUACCACCCUAGGGGCAACCCCGUUGAGCGAUUUAAUCGCACGUUACUAGACAUGCUAGGUACUCUUGAAAGCUCAGAGAAAUCUCGUUGGCGUGAUUUUGUAAAACCCCUGGUCCACGCCUAUAAUUGCACCAGGAAUGAGGUGACAGGUUUUACACCAUAUGAACUGAUGUUCGGACGUCAGCCUCGUCUGCCGGUUGAUUUGGCGUUUGGAUUACCAGUGCAAGGGGGUCAGCAAACAUCACACGCAGAGUAUGUGCAAAACCUCAAGUCACGACUUGAAGACAGCUACAAGAUAGCAAUUGAAAAUGCUGCAAAAAUAGCACUCAAGAACAAAAUGAGGUUUGACAGGCGUGUGACUGCUUCGGACUUGGAAGCUGGAGACCGAGUUUUGGUCAGAAACGUUCGCAUUCGAGGAAAACAUAAGAUUUCAGACAAGUGGGAGUCAAUUGUCCAUGUGGUGGUGAGGAGAGCAGGUACCCUGCCCGUCUAUACAGUCAAACCUGAAAAUCAGGAUGGUCCUUUAAGAACACUGCAUAGGGACUUACUCCUUCCAUGUGGUUACUUGCCUACAGAGGUCAGCAAGGCACCUGGCCAGCAGCCCGCAAGACGCAAGCCAGCAACCCGUGCAAAUCCUACUGUGGAUGAGAAUCAUUUCUCAGACGAUGAAGAUGAAAUCAUUCCUGUUUACUGUUUCAGAGAACCCCCAAAUGCUCAGUUUCCCACAGUCCAUGACAGUCUAGUGCAGCCUGAUCCAACUAUGUCUACUGUGCAGGAUAAACAGCAUUCUGAACCUCCGAGCAAUUGUCCUGUUGAGAGUCCGGUAAAUGCUCAAAAUGUUGAUUGCACUCCUGAAAUUAACAAACCACCUGAUAUGUCCAAUGGUGCCUCGGACAGUCCCCUCACACAUAAUGAUCCUAACUGUCACCACCACGACACUGAGGACCUACUUACCGAAAGAGUCAUGCUUGAUGAACAAGUUCAUGACAUCGUUAUGACCGAAAGUAACUUACCUGCUAGUAAAAACCCUGUGGAGGAACAAAACUUACCUGAUGAUGACAUUCAAAUAGAGCAGUUUCCAGUGUUCUCUGAAAUGUUAGAGAGUGAAAAGGAGAUGAGUCACAAUGGAGGUAAAGAACCAGAAGAGGAAAUAAAGGAUACAACAGUCAGGAGAUCAGAGAGAAUCCGUCAGCCGUCAAAGAGACUUGAUUAUACUGAACUUGGAAACCCCUUUGUCACAGUUGUUAAAUCAUUCUUCCAGGGGUUAACCACAGCUGUGGCUGACGUUUUAAGUGAGGGUGAAAACUCAUAUCCUUCUGUCCUGUACCCUGAGAUACAAACAGUUCAACCAUUGCCAUGUACAGGGACGUACAUGAGUUCAAAGGGGGAGAGUGUAGCCAGGUUUAAUAAUGAGAAGCCCUAUUUAGCUGUCUGACCCAGCCAUGAAAGGGUUAACUUUAAUUUUGUAUCUUUGAUGGACUUGUAAGUGAGCCAAUGGGUGAAUUGUAUGAGGCACUGAACUAACCAAUCAGCUGCCAGCUAGGCUCCGUUACAGUUACGCCUCUAGUUUUGCGUCACUGCACGUUCUUUUGGCGCUUGCACUUGAGCAUAGGAGGCUGCGUUAUCUGCUUGGUAAGAUGAGAAAACAAUAUGGAGUGAAUUAAACAAGUUCUGUAAUCAUUAUUGCUUAUACUGACUAUACCUUGCUGUAAUAUAGAGUGUAAACGAAAGCUGUGCCUGAAUCCACUGUUGUCAUGGAGCUAAAGGCAGUGAAUUCCGUUAAAAUGUAUCCUGUAGCAGUCCAUUUAUUCACUGAAUGGUAAUUGAAAGAAAUGAUUUGGCCUUAUUUAUAGGUCAGGUUUUGGUAAGAGUUGGGAACAUCGUGCAGAGAUCCUUUCCG